UCUCAUUAAAGUUUCUGUGUUUCCAAGCCCUGGAAGUCUUAUCCUUCUCUCCAUUAUGAAGUCAAAACUAGCACUCUUCCUUUUGUUCCUCUUUGUAUUCUCUGCAUUUGCUAUUGUUGAGGAAGACGAUAAAGAAGGAAAGGUUAUAGUCCUUGCCAUUGAUGGAGGAUGUAUUAAAGGGAUUGUACCGGGAGUUAUCCUUAAACAUCUUGAAGUUGCCCUCCAGAAACGGAACUCAAGGGCAAGAAUAGCAGAGUAUUUUGAUGUGGUUGCUGGGACCAGCACCGGAGGGCUUAUAACUGCAAUGCUCACUACCCCUGACCCUCAAAACCCAGGUCGUCCUCUCUAUCCUGCUGAUGAAAUUCUACAGUUCUACAGACAAUAUGGUCCUUCCAUCUUCACUCUAUUCACCGACUGCUAAUAUCCUGGCAUUCAGUGUCCGAAGUUCAACGGGACGUUUUUACGAAAAAUAGCAGCCGAGAUAUUGAAUGAAACGCUUCCAAACCAGAC
This is a messenger RNA of Prosopis cineraria, 510 nucleotides long. Its product is annotated as patatin-16-like. NCBI's taxonomy places the organism in Eukaryota, Viridiplantae, Streptophyta, Magnoliopsida, Fabales, Fabaceae. Gene Ontology annotation, molecular function: monoacylglycerol lipase activity; glycerophospholipase activity. Gene Ontology annotation, biological process: lipid metabolic process. The transcript has 3 exons. Bases 56 to 421 code for a protein of 121 amino acids. The record is from RefSeq and is a predicted model, not a curated record.